This is a messenger RNA of Sclerotinia sclerotiorum 1980 UF-70, 480 nucleotides long. RefSeq lists its product with no specific name. The record is from RefSeq and is a predicted model, not a curated record. The transcript has 3 exons. Lineage: Eukaryota; Fungi; Ascomycota; Leotiomycetes; Helotiales; Sclerotiniaceae. The coding region runs from base 1 to 480 and encodes 159 amino acids.
AUGGUUGAUAUUCCUCAGACAAUGAAAACAGCUGUGUACGGAGUUUACAUGUUCGUUGCCGGUCUCGGCAUAUUAGGCGCUGUGAAGCUCACCGCGACUUUGGUGCAGCUUGUGGAAAGGAGGUUUUGUAGGAAGCACUGGCAAACUUGGCAUGGCCUAGGUCGAAUUUCUAGAGAAUCAUAUGGUGUGCCGGCUCACAGACGCCACUAUCAUUGUCGUUAUAGAUACAGCGUGCAGGCCCACGAAAUCCCAAACGUAUCAUCAUCACAUUUGCAGCGCUCUGCACGUUUACUAGCCAAACCCGGAACCGGUACUCUUUCUUCACUCCAUCUCCGUCGCUCAGUUCUUCGUGAGAAGACUAGAGCCAAACGAAAUCCAAUAUUGUCUCCACAAGUGUUGCUCCUCCACUAUAAAUUCGAUCUUUGCCUGAACUUAGACAAGUCACGUCGAUUACUAUGCAUUUCGCGCACACGAAGAUAA